AUGAACUUGUUGUGCAAUGUUAAGCGACUAUUGCGGUCUCCUGUUCCACUGAGAAUGGUACAACCUUACAGAAGAGUGGCUACAAGCGAUUACAGUCCCACAAUAUACGCUUUAUCCACAAAAAUGGGCCGCGCUGCCAUUGGCGUCGUCAGAAUAUCUGGCUCACAAUCUCGAUAUAUUUACAAAAAAUUGACCAAAAAAGAGUCCGAGCCUCUUCCUCGUGUUGCUGCUGUUCGGAACUUGUACUCUAGUCGAUCUGGAGUGCAAUUGGAUAAUGCGUUGACAUUAUUCUUUCAGGCUCCUCAUACUUAUACCGGUGAAGAUUUACUAGAACUCCAUCUACAUGGUGGAACUGCUGUCGUACAAUCAGUGUUGAAAGCUAUAGAAGAGCUCCAUCAGCCCGAAAAGCAGAUAUUCAUCAGGUAUGCUGAAAACGGAGAAUUUUCACGCCGAGCGUUCAUCAAUGGAAAAUACGAUUUGAUGGAAAUCGAGGGUAUACGAGAAAUGAUCGAUGCUGAAACAGAGUCGCAACGAUUGGCAUCUCUUGCAUCCAUGGACGGCUCGAACAGUGGUUUGUUCAGGAGCUGGCGACAAGAAAUUGCACGGAACGUGGCCCUUUUGACUACGGUUAUAGACUUUGGAGAAGAUCACGAUAUUGAAGAAGUCUCACAACUAUUUGGUCAAGUGGGUGCCAACAUUCACCAGUUGGAAUCUAGCAUCAGGGAAUACCUCUACAGAGCAGAAAGGUCACAGGUACUUCUUAAUGGAAUCAAAUUGAGCUUAUUGGGUCCUCCUAAUGCCGGCAAGUCUUCCUUGUUAAAUUGCUUGGCUUCCAAAAAUGCUGCUAUCGUCAGUGAAAUAGCAGGAACAACCAGAGAUAUCAUUGAUAUACCUUUGGAUAUAAACGGCUACAAGAUCAUAAUUGGAGACACUGCUGGAAUCAGAUCUUUGGAAGACGCAGAUACCAUUGAAAAAGAGGGUAUUAAACGAGCAAAAGCAGCCUCACUAACUUCUGAUAUAGUGCUCUUGGUGCUACCAGUGGACAAGCCAGUUGUUGAUGAUUCUUUUCUCGAGCACAUAAAACAGCUAACGCAACAUAAAAAGAGAAUAAUUGUCGUUUUCAACAAGAGAGAUUUGAGUAACGAAACUCUCAACAAAAAUCUAUUAGAAAAAUAUAGCAGAGUAUUUGGCAUUGAAAAGCCACUAUUCCACUUUGUUUCUUGCAAUACUGGAGAAGGAAUCGACUCUCUUGCAAAAUCGCUUGUUUCUGAGUUCCAAAAUGUCACCACAUCAGACCCUAUCAUAGUCUCAACUCGGACUCGAGACUUGCUAGUAAACGAUGUUCUUCAUGGUUUUAAAGAGUUUCAGUAUUGGAGAGACCAAGAAGAUGUGGUUUUGGCUUCUGAAAGUUUGCGCCAAUCGGUGGAGGGUAUAGGUAAAAUCACUGGCGACGCAGUUGGUGUUGAAGAAAUUUUGGGAAUUGUAUUCUCUAGUUUCUGUAUAGGUAAAUAG
Molecule: messenger RNA, 1512 nt
Organism: Meyerozyma guilliermondii ATCC 6260
Lineage: Eukaryota; Fungi; Ascomycota; Pichiomycetes; Serinales; Debaryomycetaceae
Exons: 1
Coding region: 1-1512 (503 amino acids)
Biological process (GO): tRNA methylation; tRNA wobble uridine modification
Cellular component (GO): cytoplasm; mitochondrion
Molecular function (GO): GTPase activity; protein binding; GTP binding
Source: RefSeq, a predicted model, not a curated record